Messenger RNA from Fomitopsis serialis, 4467 nucleotides. Its product is annotated as Golgi CORVET complex core vacuolar protein 8-domain-containing protein. The record is from RefSeq and is a predicted model, not a curated record. Gene Ontology annotation, biological process: endosomal vesicle fusion; protein targeting to vacuole. Gene Ontology annotation, molecular function: protein binding. NCBI's taxonomy places the organism in Eukaryota, Fungi, Basidiomycota, Agaricomycetes, Polyporales, Fomitopsidaceae. Bases 94 to 4467 code for a protein of 1457 amino acids. Gene Ontology annotation, cellular component: late endosome; HOPS complex. The transcript has 12 exons.
GAGCACCGGACAGCGCCUCCGUGCUGCACACCCGUUCAUUGACGGAGUCGUCUUGUUUCCUCGCUACACGCUCUUGCCAACGUCGGACGCUUCAUGAAUGGGACACGAAGGCACGAUGAUCUCGACUUCUCGGACGGCGAGGACGGAGAUGUGCAGGACGACCAUCCGGGAGACUACUCGGCGCGUCUGGAGGAACUCAUGAGCGACACGGAGGAGGGCUCGGACGGCCAUCCGCACGACGACGAACACGGAGACGAAGACGACGAGGAAGGCUUUGUGUACAGCGGCAUGGAUGCGGUCCCGUCCGGUGGCUAUCGCGAACAGCUGCGGGAUGUGCUGGGUCAUGACCACGAAGAGGACGAGCUAGACGAGCGUGAGGUAGAGCGGUCGCUCGUGCACGACGUCGAAGAGAAGGACCACCUAGCAUCAUUGAUGGAGGACGAGGCCAGACCGGUUGGACCUGUCUCCGACGACACUCCUUCAACACCACCCACACCGCCGAUAUCAGUCUCUGGUGCACCUUCGCCUCCGAAGCCUCCCGCAAGCAAUGGCAGGGGUACUCCCAGCAGGCUAUCGCGUCCCUUCCUUCAUCCCACCAUUUCACGCCUUCGCUCGACUACACCUCAAGCGUCUCGAGUUCCUUCAUCGGCGAGCGUGGGUACGCUCUUCUCUCACGUCCCCGAGGGUGUCUCGGAGAGCCCCUCGCACUUCUCCGCAUUGUCUAGGUCGUCUUCGGCGACCAAUGCCAUGGUCCGAAUGGCAAGAGCAGUGUCGCAUCCGAGACGCGAGAGGUCUUCAGGUGGACGCAAUGCAGGCUGUCCGCGACGUCCUCUUGCGAAGCAACCUCAGAAGGCUGCGUCGUUGUUGGGCACCGAGAACGCUGGCUCGCCCACCGUCAUGGCUGCGAAUGGGCUCAUUUGUGUCGGCACAGAUGUGGGGAAAGUGGUCGUGUUUGACUUCAAGCAGAAUUUGAAGUGCAUAUGUGGCACGGAUGACAAAGCAGCGGGACCAGUCACAGCGGUAGCGCUCUCAUUCGACCAUACCUUCGUGGCCACAGGACACGCCAACGGCCACAUACAGCUCUUCGAUCUGAACACCCCGAAGACCCCGGCGCGCUUCGUUCCACCCACCACUUUGGCAGAGGUAGCUGCUGGACGACAGGAGGGACACAUCGCGGGAUCAAGAAUCGUCAGCGUUGGCUUUGUUGCGGGGAGGCAUACGGCAAUCGUGUCUGCGGACGACAGCGGCCUUUCCUUCUACCACAGCUUAGGCAAGGUCUUCUUCAUGGAUGCGUCUGACACGCUGCGUCUUCUCGGGAAGUACCCGGAGGACAGCCUGGGACCUGGUCCGUCCGGCCCUAACGGAGUCCACCACUUCCGCCGUCGCAAGUCUCGCAAGGGCAACUCUCUUCUCGCCAUGGCUCCCCUUCCACUUGGCACAGCAUCACAUCCCACCGAUCAAUACAAUCUCAUCGCGCUUCUGACGCCGAUCAAGCUGGUAUCGACAUGGUACCGACGCCAUCGCGAGGACGACGACAUUUCGUCGCGGUCGCGGUUCAAGGGUACGCUUGCUUGGUACCCAAGCAUCGUCCGGGGCAAAAAGGACCAGGCUAAAGGAAUCGGCCCACACGCAUCGACAACCCCGGCGUUGGUUUAUUCUUGGGCAGAGACCCUUCACAUGGUGCGGGUCUCGGAGACAAAGGUGCCGCAACAAGUGCGCAACCCGAGAACCGGGAAAGUGACCACGACUGAGGUCGGGCGGGUCACCUUCGAGGAAGCCGGUCACUGGACAGCUAGUGGCGAUAUCCUGGCGCUGCAAUGGCUGAACGUCAAUCAAGUUGUCGUCCUCACUAGUGAGACACUAGAAGUGUAUGACGUUCGCUCCCACAAGCUCGUAGAACAAACCCCCUUCGACGCCAGGUCUCUGGUCUCUCCGAUAUUGGGACACACCAUCAACAGUAGUGUCUCGUAUCCAGACGCGGUGAUGGAGGUAUCGCAUAGCGUCCGAGUAUACAAGGGCAAGAUCUUCACCCUAGGUCAACAUGAGGUUCGGGUCGGCACCUUAUUGACAUGGGCGGAUCGAAUACUUUCCUUCGUGCAGCAUGGUGACUUCUUGAGCGCCAUUGAGCUCACGCGCGCGUACUACGUAGGCGAAUCACCCGGUAAUCGCAACGGUCUCCCGGAGUCUACGGAUCAACUCAAAGAAGUCGUCGGAGAGAAGAUGCACGAACUCAUGGUUGCUUCCGCCCGCUACGCAUUCUCGGAGGAUCGUAUGACCGAUGGCACACUCGCAGGUCUGGACGGUCGUGGCGUCGACAACUUCUUAUUCGAAGGCCUAGUCAGGGUGUGCAUUCGUGCAUGCAUGGCACUUGAUGACUAUGACUUCCUGUACGAAGACCUCUUCCAGGACUACGAUGACACCGGCAUCGCGCGGAUCUUCUUGUCUCAGCUGGAGCCAUUCAUUAUUGACGGCAAUCUGCACUAUGUACCUCCUCGAAUCACUCAACGGCUUGUCGCGAUACAUGACGACGAUGGCCGACCAGACCUUGUCGAGAGGAUCAUCUGGCAUAUCGACCCAGAGUGUCUUGACGUCAAUCAAGCCAUCACACUAUGUCAGCGACACCAGCUCUACGAUGCACUACUCUACGUCUUCACUAGAGCCAUGAAAGAUCACGUCUCUCCUCUUGUCGAGCUGCUCGGUCUCAUCAGACGAGUACAGCAAUAUCGGAGAGCGCGCGAGGAGGGACUCUCCUUGGGGUCAUAUCCUGACGACGACGCGAUCGAGCCUGUCGUCUUGAACGCUUACAAGGUCUAUCCGUACCUAGGCAAUGUCCUCACCGGCCUCGCAUACCCUUCCGCGAACCUCUACCCGACGAAGAGGCCGACCAAGCAAGAUACGACGUUACGAUUUCUUUAUGUCAGGUCAAUCGCGUGUGUGGCCACGGCAAGGUGGAAAGCUUGGGCAGAGGCCACAUAUCCAUAUGCCCGGCUCUUGCUCCGUUUCGACCCAGAGGCGUUCCUACACACCCUCGAUCUUGCUUUUGAAGACGGCUACCUCAGUGACCCUGACAGCCCGAGGGGCACCAUUCGGCUACUCAUCGUGAAGAUCUUGCUAGACAUCACGUCCUCCGGGGAUCUCACGCAGGAUGCCGUCACCUUCGUCAACAUCUUCAUCGCGAGGAACGUGCCGAAGUACCCUCAGUUUCUCCAAAUGCCUCCCACUACCUUACACAACAUCCUCAUUGGUACCCAAGAGGAUCGGCAGCUGGCCGCAGAACAUCUUCUCUCCGAUUACACCCCACACGAGACCAAUCGUAUCAUCGCUCUCUUCGAAAAAGCCGGUUUUUAUCGGAUCUUGCGCUCGUGGUAUCGUCAGGAGCGAAAGUGGUCUCCUUUGCUAUUAACUUAUGUUCACGACUCUAACUUAUCCAAUCCGGAGGUCUUCGACUCUCUCUCCGACGUUCUGACCUUGGUGAAGCGUCUUCACAAAGGCGCUCUACCUCCGGACAUCCUGACAACCAUGACCGACUGCUUACCUCUUUUGUUGGAGCGUGGGGUCGUGCAAACAGCUGCUGAUAUGUUCCCGGCGCGCAAGGGCGGUCCAUCCUCUCACGUAUCCUCCGAUCUGCGCCGCACGUAUCUAUCAUUACAUUGCCGCUUGGAUCCUGCUGGAGUCGUCGCCGCUCUGCGUUACCUCCCUGUGGAACUUCUGGACGCAGAAGAUGCAGUGCGGGUAUGCGAAGAGCAUGCCAUUUACGACGCUUCCUUCGGGAAUCAGCUCUCAGCACGUCUUGCAGAUUCCUUGGUGCAAUACGACCCCACGUCGGAAGCAACCGUUCAAGAGACCCUUGCUGCUCUCGACGCGGUAGGACAGCGAGCCGUGACGAUGUGUCUAGAACACUCCCAAUCUUCUGAGGAUGUGCCUCUGGAGGACAUCUGGUACCAUCUUCUGAAGAGCCAAAUUGACACCGUCCAGCAUGUGGCGUACGAGCUGCAGCAAACUACCCUUUCCGUUCUACGCAAAUCAAUGCAAGGUGCAUUCACCGCCUUGAUGUCGGUCAGCUCUGCGAAAGGCGUAUCACUCCCGCGUCUGUUCAAGAGGUUGCUCACGACAGCGUCUCACAACGCUGUGUCUAAGCCUACGCUCUACGCUGAGUUCCGCACGCUCUUCACGGGAAUGUUGGAGUCCUAUCGCUCGGACGGAGACAUGCUCAUCAUCACCAAGCACCUUGUGGAUCGCGAUCUGUCCACUACGAUCGAAGAACUUACACGGGAGCGUAUGCAGGGUUGGGCGCCAUCUCAGGGGAGAUGUCAGACAUGCAAGGAAUGGCUCGUCGACAGCAAGACUUCCUCCGCAGCAGAGCAGGACAAUCGGACAGGCGUUUCGAUAGUUGUAUCACGGACCGGAGCACUAUACCACCAGUCAUGCUUACCACCUACUCAUCAGGAUAAUAUAGCCGUACAUUAG